This is a messenger RNA of Porites lobata, 3400 nucleotides long. The record is from the annotation of a GenBank genome assembly. Lineage: Eukaryota; Metazoa; Cnidaria; Anthozoa; Scleractinia; Poritidae.
AUGGCGAUUUUCAGUGUGUACAUCUUGAAUCGAGCCGGGGGACUUAUUUAUCAUUACGAUCACGUUACGCCAAAAAGCGAAGUGGAACAAGCAUUUAGCUAUCCUUUAGACAUUGUGCUACGCGAAGAUGAUAAAAUAACAGUGAUUUUUGGUGAAAGAGAUAAUAUAAAAGGUAAGUUUAAAUUCAAUGAUCAUGAGACAUCUUAUUUCCACUCAGUUUAUAAAGUUUGUACAAUGUAAUUAUAUUAAAAACAAUAAAUUUCCUUUAAAUUAGUUGGACAUGCCUUGUUGGCGAUUAAUGGCGAGACCGUCACAGGAAGGCGUCUGUCUGAUGGGAGAGAAGCUAUGGAAGUUAUCAGAGAUCCGGCAAACUACCCACUUAACUUGAAGUUCGGUCGGCCAAAGCUCACAACCAACGAGCGCAUUAUGUUAGCAAGCAUGUUUCAUCCGUAAGUCAAUCAUGCUUGAGACUAAAUUUAAUGUUAUAGUGCACCGACAAAGAAAUAACACAAUACACAAGGCUUUGAAGAUGAUGUGAACUGUGGAAAUACCCGGAAAUACAAAUUUAAAUGUAGAUAUGAUCGCUGUAGUGGUAAUCGCAAAUAUGGGGAAUUGCAAAUUAACCUAAGAAAAAUUUGGGGACUUCAACGGGAUUUGAACCUGUGGCCUCUGCGUUAGUGCUGCAGUGCUCUACCAGCUGAGCUAUGAAGACCCAUACAUUGGGAGCAGGCAAAUUUGUUGAGUUCAUCUUAACCCGUGAGAGGAAUGAAAAAUAGAACGAAGAUGAUCUGGAUGGCUUUGGUGGGAGAAAUUGGGCAGGGAAAAUGCAGCAAAGCAUGGAUAGAACCCACCAACUGGAUAACCCAUCGGAUGAGGGGUCUCGGCACAUGGCUCCAAGGGGGUGCCUCAUGCCUGUACUGAAAGGCAAGCAUGAUUCACACAUCCAUGUGGCUGGAAUUACUUGUAUGUCCUUGGUUAAGUAAACCAAGUCCAGCAGUAUUCCCAUCUCUCCCCACCCCCUCACAGGGAUUUAGCAGAAGGCUGAAGGGGUCCCGCAGGCAGCGAUUCCCCGCCCAACCCCCCCAAAAAUGCCAAGUAGAACAAAGGAUUAAAUUAACUGCAAGUAGAACAAGAAGUUCCAGUCCUAAAACAGGGGUUUCAAUAAGUUUUUGCAUAAGUGGGUACUUAAGAGUAACAGGCGGGUAUAUUUGCCGAAGGUCCCAAGGGCCUUCGACCAUAGGGGGAUCCGGGAGCAUGCUCCCCCGGAAAAUUUUGAAGUUCUAGACUCUCGCAGAUGCAUUUUCAGGUCUUUUUUUGUUGCUUUGUUUUUACAUUUUUUUGCUCCUAAGUCAACUAAUUUAAACAAAUUGGAAGAGAAUUAUGUUACAAUGAAGUAGUCAUAGUCAAAACCUAUUUUGCCAAAUUUUUGGGCAAGAAUUCGAAGCUGAGAUGAAAUUAUCUGGUCUUAGUUGACGUUCAUGUGAAGGCUCCAAGCGGGUAAUCAGCCCGUUGCAAGCGGGUAGAUCUACCCGCUUCCCGGCUAAUAUUGAAACCCCUGUAAAAGACCCUCUCUCCAGUUAAAUGCAAGGGGGGGAGGUGGGGGUGGGUGGGUGCUUACUCCAGGUGGCUUGGUUUUGGUAAGAUCAAUGAUAAGUGACUUAGAGGUAACCCCUGCUGACCCCGCUGAGGAAUGGAAUAGAGUGAAGCAUUGGUGGAGAAAGGGGGAGCCAGGUAGCGAAUACCUCAUGGAUUAGAGCAAGCUAACUGGGUGCAUUUUAUGUGAGUUAUGCCCUAGCAUAAUCUUACCACUUUUAUAUGUAACUUGAUUUGUUUGCAGGCUGUAUGCAAUCUCUGCUAAACUGUCUCCAGAACAAAGAUCUUCUGGAAUUGAAGUAUUAGAAGCAGAUUCCUUUAAACUUCAUUGCUACCAAACACAUACUGGUAGGUUCUAAAAAGAUUUAAAGAUGUUUUUUGUAUAGUUUGUGAACGGAUCAAGAAGAUAUCGGGGUCAGAUAAAAUAUGGGAAAGGUCAAUAUAAAUAGCUAAUGGCCAAAAUUCCUCUCUGUCAUUUCCUGACAAAAAGAACUUAUAUACCAUACUACUAAGAAUGUAAUUAAAGAGCAUCAGUCGAUAUUAUUUUAAAAUCAUGAGUGUAUGCAAGAAAACUUAGGAAUUUUGAUGAAGAAGUUGUUCACUAGCCUGAUAGAUUUCUUACAGUUAAAUUUUAAUUUCAGACGAUCUUUAAAGGAUAAGCACCAAAAUUUUCAAACUAGCUGAAAUUGUUCCAGCUCAUGUACAAGUUAAAUAAAAUGCCUUCUGAUGUAAACAGUUCAUCUUCUUGGUGAAAUUUCUAAUAUAUUAAUAAAUUCCAUAUCAGCCAUAUCUGCAUAUGAGUUCAAAUUUACUCUCUUUGUGCUUGUUGAAUUUCAACAGGAUUAAAGUUCAUAGUGCUAACAGACCCAAAACAACUUGGAAUGGAUAUAUUCUUAAAAAAGAUUUAUGAGCUUUAUUCGGAUUUUGCCCUGAAGAAUCCAUUUUACUCACUGGACAUGCCCAUAAGGUAACAACAAAAUGAUUUUACAAAACUUUAUUUAACCAGGAAUUGUUUGAGCUUAAAUGAGGAGUAACUUUCAGAUAAAAUUAUGUUGCCUUAAAAUGCAGUUAGUGAUGUCAGAAUACUACUUACAUAUAACUAUUAUAAACUAAGAGUACAUUUAACCCUUUAAGCCCUAAGAGUGAUCAGCAUCAAAUUUCUCCUUGUAAUAUCAAUGCUUUGUAAAACAGAGUGGUCAUGAGAAUUACAGACAUGAUCACACAAGAUGAAUUUGAUUGAUAUUUUAUCAACUUCUCCCCACUAAUUCUGUAGGAAAUGAAAAGGGGCAACAAAUAAGAUAUAAAUUUUUGAUCUUAGGGUAGGGUAAAUGUCAAUGUAUUGAGCAUUGUUAUCUAUUGAGGACACUGCUUGUACAUCUCCUAUUAAAGAUAUUUGUUUACAUGGUCAUCCAAGCCACGUGAAGGUCUAGCCAUUUGCAGGGCAAAUGGAUGGACCUUGAUUUAUAAAAAGGGUCUUUGCUAAAUAGCAAAGUUAUUGUUUUAAGCUUGAGAACAGGUGCUUAACUUGUAUUUUUGGUUUGCAACCAUGUGACAAGGUGGCCAUGUUGGUAGACAAAGCAAUACAAAUUUUUGUUCGCAGAAUUUGUAUGAAAAAGGGGUUUAAUUCCCAGCAGAGGGAAACACUGUUGUUCUUGUCAAUUGACAUGGCCGCUGUGACGUCAACAGUGAACCAGCAAUAGUGCUGAUUUAACUAGGCUUCUCUCUCUUUAGGUGUGAACUGUUUGACACAAACUUACAGAGAGCGUUGGAUCAGGCUGAGAGGUCAAGCAAUCCCUCUUUAGCUUAA